AUGUUCAACAGCACCAAGAUCAUCGCCCUGUGCUUCGCCAUCGUGGCUCUCAUGGGCAACGCGCACGCCGAGCAAGAGGUCGCCCAGACGUUUGGACUCAUCACCGCGGGGCUCAACGCUGGCGCGAGCGUUGGAGGCACUGCCGGCGUCGGC
This is a messenger RNA of Phytophthora sojae, 153 nucleotides long. RefSeq lists its product as hypothetical. The record is from RefSeq and is a predicted model, not a curated record. The transcript has a single exon. The annotation marks the transcript as partial. NCBI's taxonomy places the organism in Eukaryota, Oomycota, Peronosporomycetes, Peronosporales, Peronosporaceae.